AUGGAUUCACAACGACGCCAGCAGCCGCUUGGCGGUAGCAGACAGGCGCAGCAUAUCCAACAGUACCAACACCCCGACUACCAACAGCAGCAGCGGGAGGAGGAGAAGUAUCGCCAGGAGCAGUUGGAGGAGGAGGAGGAGGAAGAGCGGGAGGCGCUGCCUGAAGAUGGCCGGCCGGUCUCAUCUGAUGCGCCGUCACCGCAAGCAGCAGACUCGAGCGACGAUGACGGGCUCGACGAGGCCUACGCCGACUCAACGAGCGAAGGGGAGAUGAUGGGCGACGAUACAAAGACGCUGUCGACAUACAUCACUAGGUAUCGCUAUGAGAACGGCCGGCGAUACCACUCGUACCGCGAUGGAGCCUACUGGGGACCGAACGACGAGACCGCAAACGACCAGCAGGACCUCGCGCACCACAUGUACCUCUUGACCCUGGACGGCAAGCUGCAUCUUGCGCCCAUCUCCAACCCCCAGGAAAUCUUAGACGUUGGCACUGGCACCGGAAUAUGGGCCAUAGAUACAGCGGACGAGUACCCGAGCGCAAAGGUCACUGGCGUCGACCUGUCGCCCAUCCAGCCCAGCUUUCUCCCUCCAAACUGCUCAUUUGAAGUAGAUGAUGUCACCCUCUGCCCCUGGACAUACCCCCAGGACCAGUUUGACUUCAUACAUGUACGGGAAAUGUUCGGCUGCAUCCCGGACUGGGAUGAGUUCUUCCAACAAUGCUACCAGUGCCUCAAACCCGGCGGAUACAUCGAGGUGGUCGAACAUUCCGUGGAGCCAACCUCGGACGACGGCUCGGUCGGGCCUUCGCACUUCUACACCCUGUGGGGGAAGACCGUCGUCGAAGCCGGCGCCUCAUUUGGCAAGUCGUUUACCAUCUGGAAGGAGAGCAAGGAGCGUCUUAAGCGAGCUGGCUUCGUCGACGUUGUCGAGAUAGAAUACAAGUGGCCCAUGAACGGAUGGAGUAGAGACCCAAAACUACGGGAACUUGGCCGGUGGAACCAGGUGCGACUACACGGUGGCGUGGAAGGGUACAUGCUCCGGCUCCUGACCACUGCGCUACGAUGGCCGUACGAGGAAGCACAGUACUUCCUUGCCCAGAUGCGUGCCCCUCUGCGGGACUAUAAGACAAACGCAUAUCUACCGGGAACAAUAGUGUAUGCCCGAAAACCGACAGACGAGUCGUGA
This is a messenger RNA of Nannizzia gypsea CBS 118893, 1188 nucleotides long. Its product is annotated as UMTA. Gene Ontology annotation, molecular function: methyltransferase activity. The coding region runs from base 1 to 1188 and encodes 395 amino acids. The transcript has 5 exons. Lineage: Eukaryota; Fungi; Ascomycota; Eurotiomycetes; Onygenales; Arthrodermataceae. The record is from RefSeq and is a predicted model, not a curated record.